GCAAAGCAGCUAGCAUUUCUUUUCCGUCCUUCCAAUUCAUUCUCACUUCAUUCCUCUUUCGAUCGCCAAUGGGGAUGGCCUGAUCACGGAGGAGGGCAUCCGAUGACCAGACCUUACCACCAUACACGUCGCUCCCUCCGCACGCAGUAUACUGUAUCAAUCGAAAGCUAAGUUCCAAAUAUUUGCACAAUCUUCGGCCAUCUCUCGGUGAAGUGAAAAUCGAAACCAAAGAAAGCCUCUGCUUCUCCUCUCUAAUCUCUGCUGCUUGUGAUUCGAUUGAGAAGAGUAUCUGACCCCUUGAAUCUGAUUUAAGAAAUGACGAAAGUCAGAGAUAGAACUGAGGAUUUUAAAGAUGCUGCGAGGCGAGCGGCAUUGAAUUUGGGAUAUAACGAGUCCAAAACCGCAGCCAUAAUGGCAUCUUUUAUCAUGCAUAAAAGUUGGGAAAGAUCAGCUUUUACCAAGGCAGCAUUCACGACGCUUGAAAGCAUUGGAGCUCUAGAGCAGUUCCUCCAGAAGCAUAAGAAGGAUUAUGUAGAUCACCACCGUACUACUGAACAAGAGAGAGAUAGCAUUGAGCAUGAGGUUACAGUCUUCAUUAAAUCAUGCAAAGAACAAAUAGAUGUUCUGAAAAAUAGCAUAAACGACGAGGAAGCAAAUUCAAAGGGAUGGCUUGGUAUAAGGAGUGACAAAAUGAAUGCUGAUACUAUAGCACACAAACAUGGAGUGGUAUUGAUUCUAAGUGAAAAGCUUCAUUCCGUAACAUCACAAUUUGAUCAGCUUAGAGCUCUACGCUUCCAAGAUGCUAUCAACCGGGUGACACCAAGAAGAAAACUGAAGCGGGACGUCACUACUGAUGUUGUAGACAGCUCGACUUCUGGAAAUGUAGAGCCUAGAGAAGUAAAGGAUUUGGAAGUCAGGCAGACAGAUGAUAUUCAAGCUGAACCAGUUAGAUUCCAGCAACAACUGUUAGAUGAUGAGACACGUGCCCUCCAGGUAGAGUUGGCCAGCAUGUUGGAUGCUGUUCAAGAAACGGAAACAAAGAUGGUGGAAAUGUCUGCACUUAACCACCUGAUGUCAACUCAUGUUUUGCAACAGGCCCAACAGAUAGAGUACUUGUAUGAGCAGGCAGUGGAAGCAACCAAGAAUGUGGAGCUGGGUAACAAAGAGUUAUCACAAGCGAUUCAACGGAAUAGCAGUAGCAGGACUUUUCUUUUGCUUUUUCUGUUUGUUCUUACCUUUUCAGUUCUGUUUCUUGAUUGGUAUAAUUAACUGGGAAGUUGAAUUGUACAUAUUCCACUCUAUCAACUGGGAUACAUCGGCCCAUCUUUCCAAAAAAGAAAAGAAUUUAGAAGCAAGUGCAUAUUUGCUGGUGCCA
Molecule: messenger RNA, 1375 nt
Organism: Sesamum indicum (sesame)
Lineage: Eukaryota; Viridiplantae; Streptophyta; Magnoliopsida; Lamiales; Pedaliaceae
Gene: SYP81
Product: syntaxin of plants 81
Biological process (GO): retrograde vesicle-mediated transport, Golgi to endoplasmic reticulum
Cellular component (GO): membrane; SNARE complex; endoplasmic reticulum
Source: RefSeq, a predicted model, not a curated record